AUGGACGAUACACCUGAACCCUUGUCCCCGUCCACGACCUCAGCACCACGGCCAGCCUCACCUGAUCCAGCCAGCCUAGCAAGAUCAAGUCAUCCUCUCAACAACAAAUCUGACCCUGCUCAAGUCCCAGAUGAGCGCACAUCACAGGAACCAGGAAGCCCUGGAGGGUAUAAUGGCGCCACUACCCCAUCCGCCGCACCUGUCGAGGCCACUUCCGAGUCGUCAAAGGCAUCUUCUCGGAAAAAAAAGGCAAAGUCAGUUGCGGCAGCUCUCCCUCCUGUACAGCUCCACGAGCCACUUCAGGCACUACCCGCCUCGACUCCAUUGCCUGACCUCACAGACUUUAAUUUGCGCUCAGAACAACUCAGAAACCCUCUGUUUGUCGCGAUCUCUAAGGUCUUAAUUGUAUAUGGAAACGCAUGGCAGAGCGCGAAUGAUCUUGUUGAUGGUAUUCGACACUUCGAGCUCGCCAACCUUGGAGGUCGAACACCUAAAGGAACUGUGCAAGGCGCGAUUUCUACAGCAUUGGCACUCUCGGCGGCACUGAAGACAUUCGAACCUAUCGAGAAGCAAAAGAUGAACAGCACAACAUACUACAGGAUGGCGGAGCAGGCCCUGCUCCCUUCAGAAGGCGGUGACACGGAUCCAUCUGACGCAGGCAAGAAGAACUCCAAACCCAAGGCACCAGUUACCAACGCACGACGCAAAGUGAAGCGGUCAACCAAUGGCGAAAGCUCAAGUCAGACCAAACGGAGAACAGUAGCUGCAUGGGACUCAGACACAAUGAGCUCGGACAGCUCAGACGAGGAUGGAAACCACAAGCCAUCUAACGGCCAAUCCGGCUCACCCUCCUCGUCAAAGAGAGCUCGCACAGGCUCACCACAUUCAGGCUCUACGCGGUCAAAGGUCAAGGAGGUGCCCAACGGCCUCAAGAAACUCCCCAAGGGAUACGUCUACGACACUGAGAUCAACCAGUCGGCUUUGAUGAAUUUGUCUAUCAACCCAUCACAGACAGGAGAGUUCAUGGCACAUCUCAGGGGCCAGAAGGCAUUGGAGAAGAACGAAUACCCCGACAAGCGCGCUGAAUACGGCGUGGAUUUGACAAAAGAGCCUUCGAUGUUUUCAGUCGAGCAGCAGGUCGGCUAUACCUACCCACGACUUCGAAACAGUGGGCGCGAACGACUGCCAAAGACAGACUGCGAGGACGGAUAUGCCGUGGCGGACUUGAGGCAUGAGGGCGGCUUUCUUGGGCGGUUGUUCUGUAUUACGGAUGGUCAUGGAGGCCGAGCAUGCUCGUCCUUUGUGAUUGCAACGAUACCCGGUGCGAUGCAGGUGAUCUUGGGCAAGUACCGGCCUGAAGAUAUCUCUCUCCCAAGUGUCCAGGAGUUGGUCAAGAGUCAGAUUACAGAGGCUGUCCGAUUGAUCGACAAGGAAUACCUGGACUACAAGAAGCAGCAGUAUCUCCUCUACAAAGCCAAGAAGAUUCCUCACGACCCUGGUAGCGACGGCACGACCCUGAUUGUCAACAUCUUCAUCGACAAAUGGGUCAUCUGCAUCAACGUGGGCGACAGCAGGUCUAUGCUUGGCUCGCGGGAUUCGAUUGGGCGGUGGAACGUCGAGUUUGCCAGCGAGGACCACACACCUUCCUUGGAACGCCUAGCCCAGACGAUUUAUGCCAACGGCGGCGAGUUUGUGACGCAUGACGACAAGGUGAUUCGGUUCGACCCUACGAUCAAGAACGACAAGAAGCACCGCCAAUCCCUGAGGGAGGCCAGGAUACGAGUCAAGGAUGGCGCCUCGAACCUAUACGGUAUCCCUUAUCGAACUAGGAAUGGCCAGUGCGCGUCUGUCAACCUGGGCGCAUGCAUCGGAGAUGUGCUGUACAAGUUGGAUCCCGUCAACCCAGUGCUGAGCUGCAAGCCGGACAUCACCUUUAUCGACAUCACCAACAUCCAUCAGGGCUACCUUUUGAUGGCCUCGGACGGACUUUGGGAUUACGUUCAGCGCGGAGGAAAGAUCCACGAACAAAACUCGGCAGUCUGCCAGUUUGUGGGUGACAAGAUUGACCGAGGCUGGAAUUACCAGAGAAUCGUAUGUACUCUUGCUGACCGUGAGGGGAUGAAUGGUCUAUAUUCGGACUCUAUCCAAGAGUACGAUGAUUUUACAGCCAUCCUUGUGAGCAUUGGCGAGCUCCAGUCAGUACCACCACUAUCGCAGACGGAAGCUGCUGAACCGAAGGAAGGUGUCGAGGCAUCUGCAGAACAGGGCGAGAAGCCAGCAACGAGGGAUGAGGGGACUCAUAACCGUCAAGGAGAUAAGGAAUCGCAGGAAGAGCAAGAGAACGGCGACGCGGCGACGGACGCCGUGCCAAAGGAGGCGAACGGUGAUAGCCAGACGAAGAUGGGGGAUGACGCAGAGAAAGCUUCACCUGGCAGCGCAGACAAGUCGUCCCAGCAACUUUCGCAUCCACCAGAGGCGAUGGAGGUGGAUGAGGAUGCAUUGCCUGAAGAGAGCGCAGCAGCAGACGCAGCAUCAUAA
Molecule: messenger RNA, 2538 nt
Organism: Linnemannia hyalina
Lineage: Eukaryota; Fungi; Mortierellomycota; Mortierellomycetes; Mortierellales; Mortierellaceae
Source: the annotation of a GenBank genome assembly